Aspergillus japonicus CBS 114.51 is the source of this 1456-nucleotide messenger RNA. Its product is annotated as putative oxalate/formate antiporter. The record is from RefSeq and is a predicted model, not a curated record. Gene Ontology annotation, biological process: transmembrane transport. Gene Ontology annotation, cellular component: fungal-type vacuole membrane. Gene Ontology annotation, molecular function: transmembrane transporter activity. NCBI's taxonomy places the organism in Eukaryota, Fungi, Ascomycota, Eurotiomycetes, Eurotiales, Aspergillaceae. The transcript has 3 exons. Bases 88 to 1410 code for a protein of 440 amino acids.
GUUUUCUUUGACUUUCGGGUCGAUGAAAGCUUGAGGAGUGCAUACACUUUCUGGCUUGAGUAGACACAAAGCACCGUGCUGUGGAGCAUGCUUGACCUCCAGGCCGAAAUGUCUCACAGCUCAGAUCAGGAUGGAGAGGUUGCUCUGGAAAAGGGCCCAUCUCAAUCUGUAUGUCCGCAAGGACCCUACGACGCUUCUGAUGAGACUUACCCGGAUGGGGGCCUUCGUGCCUGGCUCGUGGUACUAGGGUCGUGGUGUGCGAUGGUGCCUUCGAUGGGCUUGUUAAACACCAUCUCCGUCCUGCACGCUUGGACAUCCACCCACCAGCUGUCCAAUUACUCUGAAUCUAGCGUCGGCUGGAUUUUUGGGGUAUUCAGCUUCUUCCUUUACUUUGCGGGCGCCCAAGUGGGCCCCAUCUUCGAUAGUCGUGGACCAUUGCCAGUGAUUAUUCCAGGGUCCAUUGGACUCAUCGUAGCAGUCUUCUGCUUCAGUGCUAGCACAGAGUACUACCAAAUUAUGCUCUCAUUCAGCGUUCUCGGCGGACUAUCGUCCUGCUUGCUCUUCACGCCUGCGAUCUCUGCCAUCGGCCAUUGGUUCAAUGUCCGUCGGGGUCUCGCCACGGGCAUCGCAUGUACAGCCGGCGGCCUGGGCGGUGUUUUCUUCCCGCUGAUCAUCCUCUAUGUCGCGCCACAUCUUGGUUUCGCGUGGGCGCUACGCAUCAUCGGGAUCAUCUGCUUCGUACUGUGCGGGCUGGCAUGCCUGCUCCUCAAGACCCGCCUGAAGCCCGACCCGAGUCGCCACAUGGCCAUCGACAUCCACGCCCUCCGCGAACCCAACUACGCGCUUACGACCCUGGCCGUCUGGCUGGUAGAGUUUGCGGUGUUCGUUCCGUACACCUAUCUGUGCUCCUACGGCCUCUCCGCGAACCUCGGCGAAUCCAUGGCCUACAAGCUCUGCGUCUUUCUCAACGUGGGCGCCAUCCCCGGCCGUGCAUUGCCCGGGUUACUGGCCGACCGCAUCGGCCGGUUCAACGUCAUGGCCCUGACGGCGCUUGUCUGCGGCAUCAUCACCUUAUCUCUCUGGUACAAAGCCGGCACCAGCGAGGCCGCGAUCAUCGCGUAUUCGGUCUUGUUUGGGUUCUGGAGCGGGGCCGCCAUCAGCCUGACCCCGGUGUGUAUCGCGCAGGUCUGCCGGACCGAGGAUAUUGGCAAGAGGAAUGGAACGACGUUCACCCUCGUCAGCUUUGGGACCCUCACCGCCAUCCCGAUUGCCGGAGCGAUCCAGGAGAGCAACGGCGGUAACUUUGGAGGAUUAAUCAUCUUCGGGGGCGUGCUGUAUCUGGCGGCGUGUGCGGCGUUUGUGGUUGCUAGAGGGGUGGCGGGCGGCUGGGCAUUGAGGAUAAAAUUCUAAGCGAUGGGCCACUUUAUAGAUAUUUUUAUCACUGACGGACCACGAG